AUGCUGUCCGAAGAGCAAAUCCGGUUCUUUCAUCAGAAUGGGUAUUUGAUUCUUCGUGAUAUUCUCUCGGCGGAUGAAACGCAAGACCUCCAGAAGUGGGCACAGGAAGUCCAUGACUGGCCGACAGAUGAGCGUAGUCCCGGGAUGCCGUAUGAGGAGAUCAAUGCCCGGGGCGAGACAGUGCUCUGCCGCACGGAGAAUUAUGCAAACUCUCACGAAGGACUCAAUGGGCUCCUCCGUGGACGGAAGCUGCUUCGUCGGCUCGAGCAGCUGUCUGGCGAACAAAUGUUGCUUUUCAAAGAGAAGAUCAACUACAAGCUUGCGGGAAGCGGUGGUUUUGCUCCCCAUGUCGACUCCACGGCGUACACCCACAUCAAGAAAAUCAAACACCCUGCUAUUCUGUUGGCGGUCGACCCAUCAAACAUGACGAAUGGGGGGUUAGAGGUCGUGAAAGGAAGCCAUGAGAUGGACGUUCCGAUCGGACAAGAUAACUGCAUCGAGCCAGAAUGGGCGAGGCAGCAGACCUGGACGCCCGUUGAGCUUGCAGCUGGCGAAGUUCUCAUCUUUGGGUCGUACCUUGCUCACCGAAGUGGUGCAAACCACAGUAGUCUGGACCGGAAAGCGCUUUAUGCCACUUACAACUGCGCUAGAGAGGGUGAUCUGCAUGACGAGUAUUAUGCAUACAGAAAGGCAGUAUGGCCACCAGCGCAGCUAAGAAAGAAAGGCAAAACCUACCAGGAAGGUGCAUUGAGAUAUGGGUACGGUAGUCCGAUGCUGAGUGUCGAUGCCGGAAGGCAGCUUGUGUUCGAUGAGGAGAUAUCACCCUCGAAAUUGGGGGCUUCGAAGGCCACAUCCCAGAUCUUUGAAAUCUUGAACACGCACGGGCAGAGUGAUUACAUUGGGGAACCAAUCUCGCAGAUUGAACAUUCCCUCCAAUGUGCUUACCUUGCUGCGCAAAACUCAGCAGAUCCUCAGACAAUAGCUGCCGCUUUACUUCACGAUAUCGGGCAAAUCAUUCCAGAAGCCAACGCCGAAAAAUUCCUAGGCGCAAAGGUACAGAACAUGCACCAGGAAGCCGGUACGGGUCUUGACUCGAAGCCGUCCGAUAGUGUGGGCCGGGUCGCGCACGAAAGCCUGGGCGCCCAGUAUCUGCUAGCGUUGGGAUUUCCGGCAAAGGUGGCAGAGCUUGUUGAAGCUCAUGUGCCCGCGAAGAGGUAUCUCUGUGCGACGGAGGAGGGCUACUACUACACCCUGAGUGAUGCGAGCAAGGAAAAUCUGCGGUUUCAAGGAGGCCCGAUGAGCCCAGAAGAAGUCCGGGCAUGGCAGGAAGGGAGGUGGCCGGCAGAAAAGGCAAACCUGAGAAGGUGGGAUGACGGAGCCAAGGUGGUUGGGCGGGAUGUGCCUGGGCUCGAGAAUUAUCGACACAUACUGCAAGAGAUUUUGAGUCAGUAA
This is a messenger RNA of Cladophialophora carrionii CBS 160.54, 1452 nucleotides long. RefSeq lists its product as uncharacterized. The transcript is spliced from 5 exons. Lineage: Eukaryota; Fungi; Ascomycota; Eurotiomycetes; Chaetothyriales; Herpotrichiellaceae. Bases 1 to 1452 code for a protein of 483 amino acids. The record is from RefSeq and is a predicted model, not a curated record.